AUGGGCAACGCAGUGGGGGUCGUGCUGCCGCCAGAGCGCAUUGAGACGCUCCGACGCGCGACACACGCCGCCUUCGAGCACGGGCGCGUUGCCGCCGUCGUGGCGCACGUCGGCCUCGUUCGGGUGAUUCGCGUCGCCGAACGAUGGUACGCUGUGGUCGACCAGCGCGUGAUUUCUCGCGUCCACCGAGUCGUCGAGCAGCAAGUCAUACACCGGAUCAACCUUCUAGCGGAUCACAUCGAGGUGCUGUCCAAGCUGUGGUUCGUUAAGAGUAUCUCCACCACAUCCAUCGCUGAGGCCUUCGACAUCGACACGAAAGACGUUCGAAAUGUACAAGUGAGCAAGCGCGACUACGAAGUGUACAACUGCGGCCCGGAGCUUCUGGACGUGCCAUCCUGGAACAAGGUCGCCCACGUGCUCGAACUACAGAACCCGGAGGUGACGGACUUCCUGCUCAACAAGUGCCGCUGGACUGUGUGGCAGCCGCCUACUUCCUGGCGCGUGAAGGUGGACCAGAUAUUCAACGUGACGGUGCACAUUGCGGUGCGCCAGCAAGGCUUCCUCACGGGCGAGAUUCGCGUCGUGCGUCUGCGUCUCGGGCGCAAGUGGGUCGGCGCGCACCAUCUAAGCGAGGACAUGGCUCACCCGAUGAAGAGCCAGUGGCUGCACCGGGUGGACUAUGAAGUCGGCGACCAGGUCCACACCGCCGAGAGUGAGUUCUUCCAGACUGUGAAGGCCGCGUGGGAAGACUACCUCGCAGAAUUGGCCAAGCUCCCCAAGGAGGAGAAGGAAGACGAUAACACUGGAGAGCCCUUCCCGUACGACGAGCAGGAGAAGCGCACAUCGCUCCGGAUCAAAUAUCUGCUGGAUACAUCACUCGAAAACAUUCUCAACGACCGCCGCACCAUGUUCCGAAUGCCUCAUCAGUACGAGUUGUGGCGCAUGGAGCAGGAAGAUGCUCCUGAACAUCGUCAGGACUGUCUCGAGGACCGCAUGGUCGGGCCCCUUUUGCACGGUCCGAUCGACGAACUGAUCGAGUUGUACGAAGAGAAGGGGGCAUGGCUGCCGAGGCCGACGAUGUGCAGUGGUCAUAGCGAAUAA
This is a messenger RNA of Phytophthora sojae, 1101 nucleotides long. RefSeq lists its product as hypothetical. The transcript has 3 exons. The coding region runs from base 1 to 1101 and encodes 366 amino acids. The record is from RefSeq and is a predicted model, not a curated record. Lineage: Eukaryota; Oomycota; Peronosporomycetes; Peronosporales; Peronosporaceae.